UCAGUUUGCGGUUGUACGUCGUGGAGGAUGGUGGUGUUUUUGCGUCUCAGAAAAUUAAAUUCAUUUUGUCAAUCCCCCUGGAGUGGCCAAAUUGUGCAAUAAUGAUGCAGUGUAGUCCCUCUGGUAUCCCUGUGGAAUUCCGCUUAACCAAGUGAAUGGGAAGGUGGUGAAAAUUGGUGGAAAGAAAUAACUUCUUGGAGACGAUCUACAGGUGUGUUGGGAAAGAAAGGUGUGUGUGUGGUUGUGUGCGUUCUCCAGCUUCUUUGAAUGGUGGAGUAACACAAUCAGACAGCAAAUUCCACGCAAGUUUUCAGCAUAAAUUCCUCAUUGAGACAUUUCGUAAUCGCGAUAUGGAUUAUAUUUUGCUGCAAUUCCAUCGAGGAGUGAGUGCAAUGAGGUGAAAUCCACGAAACCCAUGUAAACCAUCCUAGUUCUAACGUGUUUGUGUUCAACAUUGAGUGUGUGUGAGUGUUGCCGAAGAAGUUCCAUCCGGAGGGACUGGUGUGGUGUGGAGCCUCGUUUUUGAGACAAUCCAGGAAGUUUGGCGUCCAGUAACCUCGCGAGAGUGGGCAAAAAUCAGUGUGUGUGCCAAAGGAGUGGAGUGAAGUGAAGUGGAGAGAAGAAGGGAUUGCAAAGUGCUUCGAGGGCGAGUUGCAAGACGUGACGGGAACAAGAUGGAGGAGAGCGAGCGAUCUUGCCGACACAGAAUUUUCACCUUCGUGCUCUUCUGCUUUUUAGCACUGGGCCAAACGAGAGCUGAAAGUCAACAGCACUUGCAAUCACCGAGAUUUACAACACAACCAUCAUCAUUCGCAUCAAUUGUUAGUGAGGGGCGAACGAAAAUCCUUCAGUGCUAUGCCCAAGGUUCCCCACCGCCAAUGUACCGCUGGCUCAAAGAUGGGGUCCCUGUGGGCGACUUCACAACUAGUCAAUACUACAAAAUACACAAUACCCGACGUGAGGAUGCGGGAUCGUAUCAAUGUCUGGCCAAGAAUGAUUUUGGCACGAUUUUCAGUGAGAAAAUCGACGUCAUUGUGGCAUAUAUGGGAAUUUUUGAGGAUUUGACUGAACGGAGGGUAUCUGUGCAAUCUGGGAGUGCGGCCGUGUUGAAUUUAGCACCAAUUGAGUCGGUGCCACAGCCUUCGGUGACGUGGCAGACGGAGGAAGGGCCACUCAAUUAUGACAUAAAAUAUGCUGAAACGACACAGAAUCAGUUAAUAAUUCUCAGUGCUGAGGAGGAGGAUCAGAGAGCCUACCGAGCGCGCGCCAUUAACACGCAACUCGGUAAGGAGGAGAAUAGCGCAUUUAUUCAUGUUAAUGUCACGGGUGAUCCAUACGCGGAGGUACCACCAGAAAUAAUCGUCCAUCCGGAGAGUGUGAAAGUUGUGAGGGGGCAGCAAAUUGUGAAAUUGCAGUGCAUAGCAAAUGCGAGGCCACUGUAUCAGCUGGAGACGCUAUGGCUGAAAGAUGGGCUACCCCUUGAAGCUGCUGGGGUGACUUUUAAUCUCGAUGAUCCCUGGAAUCGCACCCUAGCCCUCCUCAAUGCCAAUCUCAGCUACACCGGGCAGUACAGUUGCCAAGUUCGCCUAAAGAGCGGAGAAUACCCCACAAUUGUCUCCACAGCAACGAUAACAGUGCAGGAACCACCGGCUUUUGGUGCUCCUUUCAGGAGUGAAACAGUUGGGGAGUAUGGGAUCCGUAUGGAGCUCCCAUGCGAUGUAAUUGGGGUCCCACCGCCCUAUGUAACGUGGUUUCGCAAUGCCGAAGCACUCGAUAUGUCCACAGAUCGGUACAGCGUGAGAGAAGACAAUGCGCUGGUGAUAAAGAAACUCACGAUGGAUGAUUCAGCAAUGUUCCAGUGUCUGGCAUCCAAUGAAGCUGGCGAGAAAUCAGCAUACACGUGGCUCAAAGUCAAGACAUCGACGCCAAUUCUGGAGCAAGCACCGGAAAAUGUCACGGUCUUGGAUGGGAAAGAUGCAACAAUUCAAUGUCGUGCCGUUGGGGCUCCAACGCCAAACAUCACGUGGAUCUACAAUGAAUCGCAACCAAUUGAAGUAUCUGGACGCGUGCAAGUGCUCGAUUCCGGGGAUUUACUCAUAUCAAAUGUAAGGGAAUCCGAUGCUGGCCUCUAUACAUGCUCCAGAUCCAAUGAGGCGGGAACUGUUGGUGGUGAAGCGUAUCUUUCUGUGAUGGUGAGAACUCAGAUCAUUCAACCACCAGUGGAUACGGUUGUUCUUCUGGGUCACACAGCAAUGCUUCAGUGCAAAGUCUCAUCUGAUCCAUCCGUUCCAUUUAACAUUGACUGGUACAGAGACAUUCAGGUGGCCCCCAUUGGCAAUAGCCAACGGAUUGGCGUUCAGGCGGAUGGAAGUUUGGAGAUUCAGGCUGUGAGAGCGUCUGAUGUUGGUACUUACUCCUGUAUGGUGACAUCGCCGGGUGGGAAUGAAACUAGAUCAGCGCGUCUCAGUGUUAUUGAGCUGCCCUUCGCACCCACCAACAUCAAAGCUGAGCGUCUCGACACCUUCACACAGAGAGCUGUGAAUGUGUCGUGGACACCAGGCUUUGAUGGCAACAGUCCUGUCCUCAAGUUUAUCGUGCAGAAGCGUGAGGUCUCCGAACUAGCAGAAAUUCCAGGUCCCAUCCCAGAUCCUCUUCUCAAUUGGAUCACCGAGCUCAGCAAUGUCUCAUCGGCCCAGCGAUGGGUCCUCCUUACGAAUCUCAAAGCUGCUACGGCAUACCAAUUUCGCGUUAGCGCCGUUAAUAGUGUCGGAGAGGGUUCUCCGUCUGAAUCGAGCAAUAUUAUAAACUUGCCACAGGAAUCCCCAUCAGGUCCACCAGUUGGAUUUGUUGGUUCCGCAAGAUCUUCAUCGGAAAUUAUAACGCAGUGGCAGCCACCACUUGAGGAGCAUCGCAAUGGACAAAUUCUAGGCUAUAUCAUCAGAUAUCGGUUGUACGGGUACAACGACAGCCCGUGGACGUAUCAAAACAUUACAAAUGAAGCUCAAAGGAACUACUUGAUUCAGGAACUAAUCACAUGGAAGGAUUAUGUGAUCCAAAUUGCAGCGUACAACAAUAUGGGAGUCGGAGUUUAUACGGAAGGUGCGAAGAUUAAGACGAAGGAAGGUGUACCUGAAGCACCACCUACGAAGGUACAAGCCUACGCUGUAAAUUCCACAAGUGUCCGUGUACGGUGGAAGCCUCCGAAUCCGCAGCAAAUCAAUGGAAUUAAUCAAGGAUAUAAACUCCAAGCGUGGCAGUAUGAAAUCUACGACGGAGAAGAACAUGAAAUUGAAGCGAAAAUGAUUACAGUUCCUCCAAGCUUGCUGGAUCCGCUUGCAGAGCAGGAAGCUAUCAUGACGGGUCUGGAGAAGUUUACAGAGUACAACAUAACCGUUCUCUGUUUUACUGAUCCAGGUGAUGGUGUUCGAAGUGAAUUUGUCUAUGUUAAAACAAGUGAGGAUGUGCCUGAUGAAGUAGCUUCCUUGCAGUUUGACGAUGUCUCCGAUAGGGCUGUUAAAGUUAUCUGGACAGCUCCGAAAAAUGUAAAUGGUAUCCUUCUAGGUUACCAAGUUAGGUAUCAGAUAAAAGAUCGUCCAGACACGCUGAAAGUGUCAAAUUUAACGUCUGAACAGACAAGCUUACGCGUCAUGGAUCUUCAGGCAACAACGCACUACUGGUUCGAGGUGACAGCUUGGACUGCGGUAGGAGCUGGUGUUCCAAGAACGGCUACAAUGCAAUCUGGAGUAGAGCCAGUUUUGCCGUAUCCACCAAUGCAGCUGGCUCUGUCCAACAUUGAAGCCUUCUCGGUGGUUCUCCAGUUCACACCGGGUUUCGAUGGGAACUCCUCGAUAACCAAGUGGACGGUUGAAGCACAAACAGCCAGGAAUAUGACGUGGUUUACGGUGUACGAAGUCUCCGACCCGGAAGCUUCAACGAUAACUGUGACGAAUCUCGUGCCAUUCACACCGUAUCGUUUGCGGUUGAUUGCAACGAAUGUUGUGGGACCGUCUGAACCGUCCGAACCAACCAAAGACUUCCAAACAAUCCAAGCAAGGCCAAUGCACCCACCCUUCAAUGUAACCGUACGUGCCAUGAGUGCAACCGAGUUGCGUGUACGAUGGAUUCCGCUGCAGCAAACUGAAUGGUUCGGCAAUCCACGAGGCUACAACAUUACGUACAGAAGCCUUGAGUCCAAGACACCAGCUCUGAGUGUUCUCAUUGAAGAUCACACAGCCAAUAGCCAUGUUCUCGAUAAUUUGGAAGAGUGGACAGUCUACGAGGUAACAAUGAAUGCCUGCAAUGAUGUAGGUUCGUCACGAGACAGCCCCAAGGCUAUUGAACGAACAAGAGAAGCGGUCCCAUCAAUGGGACCACUAGAAGUUGAUGCUAAUGCCACGUCAUCAACGACAAUUGUCGUACGGUGGUCAGAAGUGCCAAAAGAGCAUCAAAAUGGCCAAAUUGAUGGCUACAAAGUUUUCUACGGAGCUGCAGGACGUGGCCCAGUUCUCUUCAAGACAAUCCCAAGCAAUGCAACGUUCACAACGACUCUGACUGAGUUGAAAAAAUACGUGGUGUACCAUAUUCAAGUUCUAGCCUAUACACGGUUAGGUGAUGGUGAGCUCAGUGUUCCACCAAAUAGGGUGCAGACGUUUGAAGAUACCCCAGGAGCUCCGUCAAAUGUCUCCUUCCCGGAUGUCUCAUUUAGCACAGCUAGAAUUAUCUGGGAUGUGCCAGAUGAGCCAAAUGGGGAGAUUCUAGCCUACAGGGUUACAUACUCCUUGAAUGGAUCGGUUAAUCUUAAUUUUAGCCGAGAGUUUCCACCGUCAGAUCGGACUUUUAGAGCAACGCAACUUCUUGCAGAGCGCUACUACAUUUUCAGCGCAACAGCCCAAACUAGGCUUGGUUGGGGCAAAACUGCCGCUGUUCUGGUUUACACGACUAAUAAUCGAGAAAAGCCUCAACCUCCGUCUGUGCCACAAAUCUCCCGGAGUCAGGUUCAGGCUCAUCAGAUCACGUUCAGUUGGACUCCAGGACGAGACGGAUUUGCCCCGUUGCGCUACUACACAGUUCAGUUGCGUGAGAAUGAAGGUCCGUGGACUUCCUUACCUGAGAGAGUUGAUCCCACCGUAACAUCCUACACGGCAACAAAUCUCAAGCCCUACACGACUUAUCAGUUCCGUAUACAGGCUACGAAUGAUCUAGGGCCAUCUGCCUUUAGUAAGGAGAGUAUUGAAGUACGGACGUUGCCUGCAGCUCCGGCGAAGGGUGUUACUGGUGUUCGUGUUGUGCCAAUAACGAUAACAAGUGUACGUGUUCACUGGAAUCAGCUGCCGAAAUCUCAGUGGAAUGGAGAUUCCGUCACUGGAGGAUAUCGUGUUAUCUUCCAACCUAUCUCAGACUUCCCGACAGCUCUUCAGGCUACCCCGAAGCAGGACAUCAUGGGAAUUACGUCUGAGAGUAUUAUUCUCAGUGAUUUGACGCAGGAUCGAAAUUAUGAGAUUGUCGUCAUGCCGUUCAAUUCCCAAGGAGCUGGUCCACCAUCACCUCCCGUUGCGGUGUACGUUGGAGAAGCUGUGCCAACGGGAGAGCCUCGUGGGGUGGAAGGAGCUCCGGUUUCAUCAACAGAAGUACGUCUACGGUGGAAGGCUCCGCAGCAGAGUAUGCAGAAUGGAGAUUUGCUUGGCUACAAAAUCUUCUACCUCGUCACGGAUUCACCGCAAGAGUUGGAGGAGGGCAGGAAGCACGAGGAAGAGAUUGAAGUGGUUCCAGCUUCAACAACAGCUCACAGUUUGGUCUUCCUGGAUAAGUACACGGAGUACAGGAUUCAAAUUCUUGCCUUCAAUCCCGCUGGGGAUGGACCAAGAUCCACCCCAAUCACCGUUAAGACUCUCCAAGGACUUCCGAGUGCUCCUACCAACCUUAAGUUCACGGAUAUUACAAUGCAGAGCCUAAAGGUUACGUGGGAUCCGCCAAAGAAGAGAAAUGGGGAGAUUCUGGGGUAUAUUGUGACCUACGAGACAACGGAAGAGAAUGAUAAAUUCAGCAAGCAGGUGAAGCAAAAAGUGACCGGCACGAGCCUUUUGGUGCAGAAUCUCGAGGAAGAGGUCACCUACACGUUCGCCGUGCGCGCCCAAACCAUCGAUUAUGGCCCACCGGCCAGUGGGAAUGUCACCACGGGACCGCAGGAGGGCUCUCCGGCCACACUGAAGGAGCUCCUACUCACAAAAACUGUGUCAAGCGUGGACAUGCACUGGAUCAAUGGGCCCAGUGGCAAGGGUCCCAUUCUUGGCUAUUACAUCGAAAGUAAAAAGCGCGACAAUGAAAAUUCGUACAAUUAUGACCAACGAUGGGAGACGGUGACACGAACAACAAGUGGUACCCUUCAGGAAUUCACCGUGAGCUACCAGAGUCUCCUUCCAUCGACAGCCUACACAUUCCGGGUGAUUGCGUACAAUAAAUAUGGAAUUUCGUAUCCAGCAUACUCAAAAGACGCCAUCCUGACUCCGUCGAAGCUGUACCUGGAAUAUGGGUAUCUGCAGCAGAAGCCAUUCUAUCGGCAGACGUGGUUUAUGGUUGCUCUUGCAGCUACAUCCAUUGUCAUCAUCAUAAUGGUUAUCGCGGUGCUGUGUGUCAAAAGCAAGAGCUACAAGUACAAACAGGAAGCACAGAAGACACUGGAGGAAUCAAUGGCAAUGUCAAUUGAUGAUCGUCAAGAACUAGCUUUGGAGCUCUAUAGAUCGCGGCAUGGAGCAGGAGGGACAAUUGCCUCGACGACAGCCACAAUGGUCAGUGGGGGGACUCUCGGAAGGCGAACUCUGGGCACGCUUGGACGCAAAUCAGGUCACUCAUCGGCCGGGGCAGCAGCUCUGGGUAAAUCCCCACCACGUCCAUCUCCCGCCUCAGUGGCGUACCACAGUGACGAGGAGAGCUUGAAGUGCUACGAUGAGAAUCCCGAUGACAGCAGCGUCACGGAGAAGCCCUCAGAAGUGAGUUCCAGUGAUUCUCAGAAUUCCGAAAGUGAGAACGAGAGCGUCCGUUCGGAUCCGCAUUCAUUCGUGAAUCACUACGCCAAUGUGAAUGAUUCCCUGCGACAGAGUUGGAAGCGACAGAAACCCGUGCGAAACUACUCCAGCUACACGGAUUCCGAGCCCGAGGGUAGUGGCGUGAUGAGUCUCAAUGGGGGUCAGAUAAUUGUAAAUAAUAUGGCACGAUCGCGGGCUCCACUGCCUGGAUUCUCUUCAUUCGUCUGACCACCGCCCCAAUUUGAUAGCACCUAGCAGUUGAGGAGCUUCUCAUGUGAUAAUCUUCAAAGUGAACUUAUGAUAUGAAAAGAAAGAAAUGCCCGAUGGAGCUUUUAAUCUCGCUCCUUCGGGCAUUUUUCUUCUUUCUUUUUAUUGUUUUCCUUUGUGUAAAUAAGACUCUCAUAGCACGUAGCGAAAAAAAAGAGAUGAAUCCACCACGUUAACGAGGAAAAAACAAUCAAAAUUUGCAUUAUUUACUUAAUUAGCGCAUAAAUGAUUAAUUUAAUCACUGUGUCCAGUGAUGUAGGUAGACCUUUUUUUCUAUUAUUAAUUUUAUGACCUUCACACAAAGAUUUUUACUUUUUCUUUCAAAUCUUCUCCCGCCAAAUGUGUGAAGAAGGUGGGAAAAGAAAAUUGUCACGAAAGAGCAUUUAAUGAAGAAACAUUUCGUGUUUUUAUUCUCCCAACAAAAGAAUGAAUUGACUGAGUAUCUGAAUAGUAAUUUAAAACUUAUUUGUUUUAGGAAAACAUAAUAAUUAAUUAUGCGUACUGUUAGUGGCAUAAGCUUUAGAAAUAUUUAAUAAGAAAGCGAGAAAGAAAAAACAUUGAAAAGAAUCCUUUUGUACAUAAAAAUUUUCAAUGCUUUUAAAAUUGUAAAAUUGACGAUAUUCGUGCAUUUAAUAAGAUGAUGAGAAGAUUAAUUCUCAUUUCGUGAAUGAAAAAAAUUUAGAACAGAGUUGGAGGACACACUGCCAAAAUUUAUAGAUAGGAAUUUAAGGGAUAAAACAUUUUCUUGCGCGAAAAAAAAAACGAUAUUAUGCUUUAAAUUAGGAUUAAAGAACAUUUUGAUUCAUUAAAAACAAGAUGUGAAGAAGAAGUUUUCAUGGGAAAGUUCUCACUCGGCUAAUAAUUAUAUUCUUGGAGAAUGAAAAUUUCAUUUUUUUUUGUGUUGGAAGGACUUUAUUCGCUUUUGUACGAUGGAAAUCGUUUAUCGAGAAAACAGGGGGUAGACAAAGACUCUAUUUCCAUAGGAAUUCACUGAUCACUCGCUGAGACACCCAGGAAAAUGCUUCAAUCUGAAAAAAUCCACCACCACUGGAUAGAUAAUUUAAUAUUCUAUCGAUUGAUAGCUUUUGAAGGGUGUCUCACGAAGAUUAAUGCACUAAAACUGAUUUUAAAAAUUUUGAUGCACUUUUUGGAAAUAAAAUGACGUCAUUUUCUUCCUUUAACUUCUCUGCAAACCGUCCGCCAUUAUUUGCUGUGUUCGGGUAAAAAAGGGCUUUGUCUACCCCCUGCGAGAAAACGAUCAGGGGCUGCUGUAUUCUCUAAGAGUGAAAAACUCUCGGGACAAACUCCCGGAGACUUUGCAGGGAAAAAGUGAAGAAAACUUCACGUGAGCAUGAUCCUUUAAGAAAAAUAAUGUAUCCGUGAUAAACUCCCGUAAGAUUUUCCCGGUUCUCACGUUUCUUUUAAAGCGCUAAAGCCUUCAGGGAAUUUUGUAGGGAAUAAAAAAGAACAAGAAAUCACGAAGGAUACUUCCCAUUUUCCACUGGAAUCAGCUUAGUAAGGCUGCAAAAAUUUAUUUAAAAAUGUAAAGAAUGACGUCACUAUCGUGUUUUUGUCUUUCAAUGCAUGAAGCAUUUGCUUUGAUGCUUCGUUGAUGAUUUGUUAACAAGCAAAUGCCUUAUGGAGCUUAUGGAUUAAAAAUAACAAAAAAUGCAAUGAUGACGUCAUUCUUUGCAUUUUUGAGAAAUGUUUUCCCGUUUCUCCCAGCGAAUCCUAGUUGAAAAUACUUUACGUUUCUUUGGCAAUCUCUAAAAUUGUGUUCCAUUAUUGUUUCAUCGAACGAGAGGUUAUCUCAUACAGAGACAAAUAAACUUCUUUAGCUCGGUCAAUAACUUUUCUUCCUAGACGAGCUAGAAUUUCCUUCUAACGCAGAACGACGAGUUCUCUUGCGUCAUAUCAGUAAAACAAUAAGAAUUUCUUGUUCUUUCUGCUUGUUUUUUUUUCUUUACGAUAAUUUUUUGUCGAUCUUGUUUUCCAAUUCAUGAAAGUUUCAUUUUAAAUAACAAAAAUAUUUCUUUUUAAUCUUUAAUUAAAUUAAAUGAAAAAAAACAAAGAAAUCUUCGAGUGAGAACAUUACAAAAACUUUAAAAUGUUUUGAGAAUAAACCUUAAAUGAAAGAUCUUCAAAAAUAGUUUUUUAUAUCUUAAUAAAUUCCUUUAUACUACAAUUAGGGAUCAACAUACAAAAUACCAAUGAUAAAAUUCAUAUUUCAUAGAGGAAACUUGGGCAAUUUUGUCAAAAAAAAUUAGUGAGUAUUGAAACAAAUUUAAAAUUUCUUUUAAAUAGGGAAAUAUUUUCUAACUAAAAAUCAUUGAAAUUCUCAAAAAAUGAUAUUUUCCAAACUCUUUGUAAAGAAGGCAAAAUUGCCCGAUUUUUCUCUAAAUUUUAGUAUAAAUAUAAUUAAAAUCAUAAAGAGAAUUAAAUUAUAAAAAGUUAACAUUAAUAAGUUAAGAGAAGCGUUUAUUAAAAAAAAUAUAAAGAAAAUAUAUUUAAAAAGUAUAUUAUAGAAAGAACUUCCUUAUAUUGCUCACCUGAGAAAUGAAAAAGAAAAAAAAAUGCAAAUGUGACGAGAUCAAUAACAUUUUAUCUCUAAACUAGCGUCUCUCCAGCUCUGUUCUGUACAAACAAAAAGAAUAUGAAUUCCACCCCCAUUCGAAGGGAGAGAGGAAAAUGAGGGAAAAUGUUGUGUGAGAAUGUGUUUGAAACUGCCAUAAAUUUUAUUAAGAGAAGACGAUUUAAUAAUAAUCUCCCAGUUAACUUUUAUUGUUGCAAUAGAGAUUACAAGAUUUUGCGAUUGAGUGGGAGCAAAAUGAGCGGGAGUAGAAAAUAAACGGAAAAAUUAUCGCAUUA
Lutzomyia longipalpis is the source of this 10157-nucleotide messenger RNA. It is a transcript of the gene sdk, whose product is annotated as protein sidekick. Gene Ontology annotation, biological process: cell-cell adhesion. Lineage: Eukaryota; Metazoa; Arthropoda; Insecta; Diptera; Psychodidae. The transcript has 14 exons. The coding region runs from base 675 to 7250 and encodes 2191 amino acids. The record is from RefSeq and is a predicted model, not a curated record. Gene Ontology annotation, molecular function: protein binding.